ACUUUGGUUAGUCAUUUCAUUUGCAAAGAUAACACAAGACAAAAUUGUGUGUUCUCUAUACUGUUUGCAAGUAAGUGAAUAAUUGGCUAGCAAUUCGUUUUUCAAUGGGUACCUUUGUUAUUCAAAAUGCUCACUCACUUUCACUAUUAUCAAAUUCUUCAUCACUUUCUAUAACUCCCUCAUUGUUUAAUCAUCACCAGGUUCGUUUUUCUUUCAUUCCCAAUCACAAACCAAUAACCAGAACAACCAGAAGAAACAUCCUCAACUUGAACAUGUCUCUGUCUUCACAAACCCCAGGUUUUGAGCAAAAGAGAGUCAUAAUACCAAACAAGCACGGUGAAAAACUUGUGGGCAUAUUACAUGAUUCUGGAACUAACGAGAUUGUAAUCUUGUGCCACGGUUUUCGCUCCUCAAAAGAAUCCAAAACCUUAGUGAACCUUGCUGCUGCAUUGGAAAAAGCUGGAAUCAGUUCUUUCCGCUUCGACUUUUCUGGAAAUGGGGAAAGUGAUGGUUCGUUUCAGUAUGGUUACUACUGGAGAGAGGCUGAAGAUUUACGAGCCGUAACUCAACAUUUCCACGAAUCAAACCGUCUGGUGACUGCAAUUGUUGGGCACAGUAAAGGAGGUGGAGUGGUGCUUCUUUAUGCUUCAAAAUAUCAUGACGUCAAAGCAGUCGUCAAUCUCUCUGGACGCUAUGAUCUGAAGGCAGGAAUUGAAGAACGCCUUGGAAAUGAUUAUAUGAAAAGGAUUAAGGAGGAUGGUUUCAUUGAUGUGAAGAGUUCAGGAAAUUCUGAGUACCGCGUGACUCUGGAAAGUUUGUUGGAUCGCUUAAAUACAGAUAUGCUUGAAGCAUGCCUUCAGAUUGAUAAUGAAUGCAGGGUCCUUACAGUUCACGGCUCUUCAGACACAGUUAUAUCUGUGGGGGAUGCAUUUCACUUUGCCCAGGCUAUACCAAACCACACAUUACAUAUCAUAGAAGGAGCUGAUCAUCCCUACAAUAAUCACCAAAAUGAGCUAGCUUCGUUAGUUGUGAACUUCAUAGAAGAAACAUUGCACCAGGAUAGGGAUACUAGCACUAGCAGCAGUGAAUAGACUAAUUUUUGUUUGACAGAUAUCAUUGUGAUUGGUCUUGCAGUUAAUUGAAGUUGCUACCAAGAAUAGACUCUCUCGCGGGAUAUGGUGUUGUUUUACAAUUUUGAACUCCUUAAUUUUGCUCAUUAAAUUAGUGAAUGUUGCUUUAUAGGCAAAAA
This is a messenger RNA of Trifolium pratense (red clover), 1249 nucleotides long. RefSeq names its product palmitoyl-protein thioesterase ABHD10, mitochondrial-like. Gene Ontology annotation, cellular component: cytosol. NCBI's taxonomy places the organism in Eukaryota, Viridiplantae, Streptophyta, Magnoliopsida, Fabales, Fabaceae. The record is from RefSeq and is a predicted model, not a curated record. Bases 105 to 1091 code for a protein of 328 amino acids. The transcript has 7 exons.